ACCGAUUACAUGCCAAUCUACAACAAUAUCCACAAAUAUUCUACGCAUUUUACUUCGAAUACACGUUAUUACACAGCAGAAAACGGAUGGAUAUUAAAAUAACAAACGAUCAUGUGUUAGGAACCAAGUUGUACUCGAGAUUGAGAGACAUGCAGUUAUCACCCCCACAUAAUCAUUCAAGUAUACGAUAUUUGUUUAGAGAAACGAUGGAUGAUUUAGUUCUUCAAAUACUAAAUUCUGCUAAAUUAUUUAACGGCUGUACAGAUGAACGCGAACAGCUGAAAAAAAACAUUAUGGAAAAGCUUGCUAUUGAAACCGAAGUAUUAUCUGAACAUAGCACAGUGUGGGAUUUGGUUUAUUGGCAUAAUGAAUACAGCAGUCGUCCCGAUCGCCUGAUAAAAACGUUGAAUGAAUACAUGUUGUUAUGGAGAAGUGACGAGCAGCAUCGUUCUGAAUCCUACCAGCUAGUGACGCCUGCUGUAGGUAGUCUAAUUAGUCGUCGUCGACCAAAUGAUGAUGAGGACAAUGACGUACCAGUCGAUGCUUCAGAACCUGUUCGACGAUUUGUCGAAUCACUCUUCAUCACUCAUACGGAAGCCAAAUUGAAUACUUUCGGUCAACUUCUUCAUGAAGAUGACGAUAAUAAUGAUGACACUGAUGAUAAUAUCGAUCGGAUGUCAUCUGAAGCCAUCAUAGCUGAUCGUGGUGAAUGGUGUCGGAAUGUUAUUCAUCGAUCAUCCCCGAUGACGGAUGCUAGUAGUAGGAGACAACCGUCAAGAUUCACAUUAUCUUUUGCUCAAACAACAACAACAACUGCCACCUACCUCUACGACUAA
Didymodactylos carnosus is the source of this 836-nucleotide messenger RNA. The record is from the annotation of a GenBank genome assembly. NCBI's taxonomy places the organism in Eukaryota, Metazoa, Rotifera, Eurotatoria, Philodinida, Philodinidae.